Molecule: messenger RNA, 2350 nt
Organism: Capsicum annuum
Lineage: Eukaryota; Viridiplantae; Streptophyta; Magnoliopsida; Solanales; Solanaceae
Product: F-box/LRR-repeat protein At1g67190
Exons: 2
Coding region: 855-2114 (419 amino acids)
Molecular function (GO): protein binding
Source: RefSeq, a predicted model, not a curated record
AGCCCCCAGCCCCCUAGUUUUUCUACAGUUGUGUACUAUGAUUGGCCAGCUGAAAGUCACCAGUUGUGACAUUGAUUCUCACGUGUGUGACCCACUUUUCACACACCAACACACUUUUACUCUGUGUUUUUUUGUGUGUUUGUGUCUUGUCUCCCCUCCCCCCUCAUGAAACCACCCCACCCCUACCACCCAACAUUGCUGGCUUGACCUCAUUUUUCUCACAGUAAAUGGAAUCAGAUUCCUUCUAUUCUUCCUUCUCUGUUCACUCUGUGUGUGUGUUUUCUUGAUUUGAUCAAUUGAUUGCUUGUUGUGGGUGAUGAUCAAUAAUCCCUUUGAUUCAUAUGACACUAGAUUCUUGAUUAUGAGUUUCAAGAUUGGAAAUUGAUGAGUUAAAGAAGGGAUAUUUGCCCCAAAGGUCAGAACUUUAACUUGGUAUGCUCUUAUAUUGAGAAAACAGAUUCUUGAGUAGGCUGAGUUGGAAAUUGAUGAGUUAAAGAUGGGAUUUUUGGCUUCUCAUAUAUUGUCCCAAAGGUCAAAACUUGAACUUGGUAUCCUCUGUAAACAGAUUCUUGAUUUGGGUUUUUGGCUGACUUGUAGUGGGAUCAAGAAAAUUUGUGUCUGGUAGAUUUAUCAUUUGCCAAUUUAUUAGAAAGGGUCUCUGGAUAUUCCAUUUUUGGUUGAUAAUCUGCUGUUGAAUUAGCUUAUGAAUAUCUUUCACCAGAUAUUGGCCUUUAGAUUCCUUGACGAGAGUCACUCGGAUAAUAUUGUGAUGCAGUUUGGUGUUUUAGUGUAUUUCUUGGAUUAUAGCAUUGUUGUCUAGGGGCCCUUUUGAAAUUGUUGUUGUAUUUGAGGGUAUGGAGUACCUUCCUGUUGAGGUGAUUGGGAACAUUUUGUCUCGGCUUGGAGCUGCGCGAGAUGUUGUAAUUGCAUCUUCUACUUGUCGGAAGUGGCGAGAGGCUUGGAGGAAUCAUCUUCAUACACUCACAUUUAACUCGAACGAUUGGCCAGUUUAUCAUGAGCUCACAAGGAGCAGACUUGAGAUAAUUGUAACUCAGACGAUUUUCCAGACUAAUGGACUGCGUUGCCUUUCAAUCAUCAUGGAUGAUGUUGAUGAGUUCUCUGCUGCUCCUGUGAUAGCUUGGCUAAUGUAUACCAGAGAAACGUUACGCCAGUUGCAUUACAAUGUCAGGACUACCCCGAACAUUAAUAUACUUGAAAAAUGUGGUCGUCAGAGGCUAGAAGUGUUGGCUCUUGCGCAUAAUACAAUCACGGGUGUUGAACCUAGUUACCAAAAGUUCCCUUGCUUGAGGUCUCUUUCACUAAGUUAUGUCAGUAUAUCAGCUUUAGAUCUGAGUCUUUUCCUCACAGCCUGCCCGAAAGUUGAGGCCUUGAAUCUUGUUAGUAUAGACAUUGUUAUGUCUGAUCCACAGGCAACAAUGGAGAUGACGAGUAACUCUUUGAAAGAUAUCUAUGUUGAAGCCAUUAGUUUGGAUAAAAUCAUUCUUGAAGCGGAUAGUCUUGAGAAGCUGCAUUUGAAAGAUUGUACACUUGAGGUCUUUGAGCUUGUCAGCAAGGGUUCGUUGAGACUCCUUAAGAUCGAUGAUGUUAGUGUCAUCCAUCUAGAUAUUGGCGAGAGUGCUGAAAAUCUCGAGAUUGUGGAUGUCAGUAAUUUCACAAUCAUGUGGUCCAAGUUCCAUCAUAUGAUAGCAAAAUCAUCAAAGCUGAGAAGACUGAGGCUAUGGCAAGUUGUAUUCGACGACGAUGAUGAAGCUGUAGAUAUCGAGACAAUUUCCGCUUGCUUUCCUCAAUUAACUCAUCUAUCAUUGAGCUAUGAACUAAGAGAGACAGCACUUCAUUACGGAUCACAAGAUUCUUUUCAAUUGGAAAACGUGGCCGUCUUGGAGCUCGGAUGGACGGUCAUUAGCGACCUGUUCUCGCAUUGGGUAGCAGGACUACUGGAAAGGUGCCCUAACCUGAGGAAGUUAGUUAUCUAUGGGGUCGUCUCAGAAACCAAAACACACGAAGAAUGCCAUACGUUAGCCAACUUCACAUCUUUUAUUGUAAGGCUUAUGAGGAAGUAUUCACAUGUAGAUGUUCAGUUUGAAUAUGAAUAGAUAUUGAACAAUUUUUCCCUGCAGUGGGAGUUCAAAAUAUUCUCACAUCUCGACUGGGCAACGAGGUACAUGAUCUUUAGUUGUAAUUGUCCUUUUCAUAUAUCGGUAUAAGAUUGUUCUUUAUGAUAAAUUUUGUCCUUCAUCAAGCAAACACAUCGUUUGCAUUUCUCCUGUCCUUGUUCUUACUAGUUCGUGCAUUGAUGCGCACCGCGUCUAUUGUUUCUAAUUUUCUUCAA